UUCCAUUUCCCCUUCUCUUUUUUCUUUCUUCACAGUCGCCCUUCUUCCUUCUUUUCACCUCUCCGCUCUCCAGUAAUCAUCCACUGAUACAAACCUCAGCACAAAUACACUUUCUAUCAUGGCUGAUUACACAAGCCUUCCUCAGCACGAUCAGGAAGAGGUGGGACAUGCGUAUGAGCAGCCACAAAAGGGCGCCUUCCUCCGCAAAAAGAGCACGCUCCUUUUGGCUACUGCCGCCAUCGCGCUUCUCGCGACUUCGGCUUAUUUCCUGGGCGCUUCAAAUGAACUCUCUUCUAAGAAAGUCCACUUUGAGGACACAGGCAUUUCCUCCAGCCAUUUUGCAGAAGGUCUAGCCAAAUGCAAGGCUAUUCGCGACAAGAGCAAACACAAAUACCCUGCUCCUGAGUCUCGCUCAUCCAAUCCACGCUUCGUCAAUGGUACCGCCCCUACAUUAUUCAGAAAUGCCUAUAUCUUUGACGGUGUCUCAGAAGCUUUCAAAGGUGAUUUGCUCAUUGACCGCGGCAUCAUCGUCCAGGUGGGCGGUGAGAUUAAGGCGCCUACAGAUGCUAAUGUUGUAGACCUCAAAGGCCAUAUUCUGACGCCAGGUAUCGUUGACAUGCACAGUCAUUUUGGUGUCGGCUCAUGGCCUGAGCUGGAUGGAACUGAAGAUAGCAACGAAAUGACUCAACCUCUCACACCUUUUAUCCGCUCGAUCGACGGAUUUAAUCCCAGCGACCUUGCGCGUGAAUGGAUUCUUUCUGGAGGAGUAACCACCUCACUCAUUCUUCCUGGGUCUGGUAAUAUUAUGGGAGGAGAGGCUUAUGCAGUCAAAUUGCGCAAGGUUGAUACACUCAGCACUGAUGACAUGUUAGUUGAGGCUGGUGUUGAUAACAAGUGGCGUUACAUGAAGAUGGCCUGUGGAGAAAACCCGAAGAGAUUUUAUGGAGGCUAUCUCGGACGUAUGCCCUCUACUCGCCUCGGUGAAGGAUGGCUCCUCCGCAACCAGUUCGCUAAGGCUACAGAGCUUAAGCGCGCUCAAGACGACUGGUGCGAUGCAGCUGAAGCUUUACCUCGCUUUGGUCGCCACCGCCUUCAAACUCCUUUCCCGGAGGACCUCCAAUACGAGAGUCUGGUGGGGAUUCUUCGUGACGAUGUCAAGCUCAACAUCCACUGCUAUGAGACCCAUGAUUUGGAGGCCAUGGUUCGCCACUCGAACGAGUACAAGUUCAAGAUCUCAGCCUUCCAUCACGGUCUCGAUGCUUACCGGGUCCCUGAAAUCCUGAAGCGCGCCUAUAAGAAUGUCCCUACUGUGGCUACGUUCGCUGGAAAGUUUGGAUACAAGAAAGAGGCAUUACAGAGUUCUGUCAAUGCUCCAAAGACCCUCGCCGAUGCUGGCAUUCCUGUUGCAAUGAAGAGUGAUCACCCUGUCUUGAAUUCACAGCAUCUUGUUUACGAGGCCGCUCAAGCCCAUCAUUACGGCCUCUCUGAGCUCUUGGCAAUUGCAUCUGUUACGUCUGUUCCUGCCAAGGCCUUGGGGCUCGAUCACCGUAUCGGUAAGAUUGCAGUUGGGUAUGAUGCAGAUUUGGCUAUCUGGGAGAAACAUCCUUUAGCCCUUGGGGCCCAUCCUCUUCAGGUCUAUAUUGAUGGAGUUGCUCAAAUCAAAGGUGUAGACCCAUCAAAAUGGAGCAUUCAAGACGAGCCCCAAAAAUUUGAAAAGUUGCCCGAGUUGGUUGUGCCCAAGGAAAGCAAGGAUGUAUGUUCAGAGAGGGCUGAGACUGGAGUGUUUAAGGGUAUCAAGAAGCUUUUCUUAAACAAUUCGGAACAAUUCAGUGAUGAAGGCGAUUUAGUGGUAGUCAUUGACCGCGGUGAGGUCAUCUGUACGGGUCACUGCCAAACUGAAAUCGUUGCCAUGGACAAGAAGAACGCGCCGGUGUAUGAUUUAGGGGGUGAAGGGGUUGUGUUGCCCUCGUUGCUCUCUGUUGGCGCCCCUAACCUCGGAUUAAUUGAGAUUGCUGCCGAAGAUAGCACUGGCGAUGGUCACCAUAACUUGAACCCUGAGGUCAUCAAUGCUGCUGAUGGCCUCAAGUUUGGAGGACUUCAUAUGGAUGAGGCCUACAAGGCAGGUAUCCUCACUGCUGUCACUGCUCCCGAGUCGGAGCAUGUCAUUCAGGGUGUUAGUGUUGCCUUCCUUACCGGUGCUGAACAUGCCCUGUCACCCAAGAAUGCUAUUGUCAAGGAGAAGGUAGCGCUUCACGUGAAAAUUGGUCACCAAUCCAAGUCAACUUUGUUCCCCACUAUCUCCUCUCAAAUUGCUUUUCUCCGCACAUCCUUGGAGAAAAGCCUCACAGAUGUCUUGCUUCCUACCAACGAGUUCUCGCUUGCCGCUCAUGGGAAGAUCCCUCUGGUGGUCGAGGUUGACAACCGGGAUGAGAUCAUUCGCCUGAUCCAACUCAAGAAGGAUUUGGAGCGUAGCGGCGCCAGGAUCAAGGUCUCAUUGUUGAGCGCUGUUGAAGCAUGGACUGUCGCUGAGCAUUUAGCCGAAGCUGACAUCAGCGUCAUCUUGCGCCCGUACCUUUGCACUCCAGCACAAUGGACUGCUCAGCGGUGCUUACCUGGUGCACCCCUCUCCAAUGAGACAGGCCUCUCUAUCCUUUAUAAAGCCGGUGUCAAGGUUGGUUUAGCUGCCCACGAGCCCGAGGAUGUUCGUCAGCUAUCCUGGAUUGCUGGCUGGGCCCGUUCAGACUUAGGCCUUAAAGAAAAGGAUGCUGUCGGUCUCGUCAGCUGGAAUUUGGCUGAGAUCGUUGGCCUUCCCACCAACUCCUCUGGUUUAGUGUUAUACAAUGGCAAUCCCUUCGAGUUUGGCGCAAAGAUUUCUGCUAUCAUAGGUGGUGGAAAAAGUGGUAUUCAAUGCAACCCACGAGCGUUUUAGGAAAGGACUUGAAAACAAAUGUCAGGUGUCCUGUAAAUGUAUGAAUAAUAUGAUACAAUAGAAUGAGAUGAUACUUGAGCAUUUUCAGACAUUGUUCAGCUGUGUGUUUUUUGAAUCUUGAAAAUUGUUAGUUUAUAGGCUAUCGCUCCAAAACAAAGACUAGUAUACAUUCAGUAUAUUCCUAAUCAGAUAACGAAGCAUCGAUAAAAUGUAAGCAAAUGUUUAUAGAACUAGC
Molecule: messenger RNA, 3164 nt
Organism: Lobosporangium transversale
Lineage: Eukaryota; Fungi; Mortierellomycota; Mortierellomycetes; Mortierellales; Mortierellaceae
Exons: 3
Coding region: 119-2929 (936 amino acids)
Molecular function (GO): hydrolase activity, acting on carbon-nitrogen (but not peptide) bonds
Source: RefSeq, a predicted model, not a curated record